AUGUCAUCUAUAGGUUAUCCAGACGAUUUUGAGAAUAAUAAUCCAUUUGCAGAACCUACUAUUCCAGAUCAUAAUAAUGAAGCAGCCACAUCAGUGACUAACGAAAAUGACGAUCAAUCGACAUUCCCUCCCCAAUCAACUCACGAUGUAAUCAACACCCAAGAACAACAACAGGAAAACGAUGAUGAACCUAGUCCUAAUUUAUUGAAUGAAGAAGAGUUAAAGAAAUUACUUCCUGAACGAUUCACAAAUAAAUAUAGUUUAUCUAUUCAAUUGAUUGAAAUUGAAAGAAAUAAACCUGGGAACCCAAUUUUAAAAAUGAAUGUAGAAGUUAAAGGAUUACCAAGGUUUAGACAAUCAGUAUAUAAAGAAGUACGUCGAACUUAUAAUGAAAUUGUUAAAUUUAACAAAUAUUUAACCAUAUCUAAUUUGGAAGUAUUUGUUCCAGUUUUGCCAAGUCCACAUACUUCAUUUCCUACUGGUGGGGAAGACGAAAGGAAACAACUUCAAAUUGUAUGGCAAGAAUGGUUGGACAGAAUUACAAGUAAUCCAAUAUUAAUAAGAGAUGAAGAAUUUAUUUAUUUUGUGGAGAGUGAUUUUGGAUAUUCUGUGAUUAAUAGUAAUAGGAAAUCAUCUGUUGCAAGUGGUUUUGUAAGGAAAACUUUAAAACAAUUAGCAGUACCUUAUGAUCCAUAUGAGGAAUUAGCAUCAUUUAGACCAGUAAUUAAAGACGCUUAUUUGAUUUGUCAAAGAUUAUAUAAAGCCCUUGAUAGAAACUCAAAAACUGAAAAACAACUUUCAAUUCAUAUAUUUGACAUGGCUAACAAAUUACAAGUUUUAUCAGAGUUUGAAACGACUCAUCCAGGGAUGAAGAAUAUGUGGGAGAAAUUUGGGAAAGUCACUCAAAAACAAUCAGAUUUGACUCUAGUUGAUUCAAUUAAUGAAAUGGCAACUUUGGGAGAUGGUGUUCAAACUUUGAUUGAUGAUUUUUAUGAAAUCAAAGAAGCUUUAACCAAUAGACAUUUAAUUAUGAGAGAAUUGAUUCAAGCAGAAUCAAAUGCAGCUAGUAAGCAUACAAAUGCUAAUAGAAUUAAAAGCAAAUCUUCAUUAGAUCCAAUAAAAGUUGAUGAAGCAUUGAGAUCACUCGAAUAUGCCACUAAAGUAUAUGAAUCCCUAAAUUUACAAGUCAAAAGAAUCUCUGGUGAAAUGCUUUUUGAAAGAAAAGAAGUACUUGAAUACACAGAAAAGAAGUUUCAACGAUUAAUGAAAUCUUAUACAUUACAUAAAGUUGAUCAUCAUAGAAAAAUAUUGAAAAACUUGGAAAGUAUAAGAUUGGAUGUGAGAAGUGUUGAUGAAAAGGGUGGAUUAUCGCGUCUUAACCGUGACAAUUUAUCGAAUUUGAAACAUAAUUUAACCCAAUCGCAAUCAGCGCAAGGAGAUUCUUGGUCAUCAAGAACGUUCAGAUCAUUAGAGAAGGAAGAUGAAGAAAAUGAACAUAGAAAGCAAGAUGAAAGUGUUUUGCAAACAGAUACCGUGGAUCCAAAGAAUGCUGCUAGUUUGUUAGGUGUAGCCACUUUUUGA
Molecule: messenger RNA, 1581 nt
Organism: Candida tropicalis MYA-3404
Lineage: Eukaryota; Fungi; Ascomycota; Pichiomycetes; Serinales; Debaryomycetaceae
Gene: VPS17
Product: retromer subunit
Exons: 1
Coding region: 1-1581 (526 amino acids)
Biological process (GO): intracellular protein transport; retrograde transport, endosome to Golgi
Cellular component (GO): retromer complex; endosome; retromer, tubulation complex
Molecular function (GO): phosphatidylinositol-3-phosphate binding
Source: RefSeq, a predicted model, not a curated record